Molecule: messenger RNA, 2496 nt
Organism: Photinus pyralis (common eastern firefly)
Lineage: Eukaryota; Metazoa; Arthropoda; Insecta; Coleoptera; Lampyridae
Exons: 2
Coding region: 175-2496 (773 amino acids)
Source: RefSeq, a predicted model, not a curated record
GUGUUUAUUUUGUAAUUACACGUUUUUCUGCCCUUUUGCUAUAGCUACUUAAUCCUAGGUAGUUAUUUUUUAAUUUAAAGUUUGACAAGUAAAUAUGCACAAAUGGUCGUAUAAGUAAAGAAUAAAUAAGAACAAACAUAAGCCAUAGAUACAUUAGAAGCUUUUAAUUUUAGGAUGUCGUCUCGCACAAAACGUAUAAUGGACUUGGCUAACCAACAAGCAAGCUCUUCUUGCGUGGAAAUGGUUGAAUAUGUGGUUGAAAAAGACGGAAUUUUGUCACCUAUUCAUGCAAGACCGUCUAGUAAAAUAAAUGAACCACUAGUAAAUAGUGUUAAGGUUGUACCACCGAUGAUUCAAACUAGUUUUGACCAAAUAGAAUUUCCGGCAGACGAGCCGGUAGACUUAAAUGAUGCUGCUAGCAUGUACCAUGAUAACUUGACCAGUUUCGACCAUUUAGAACUGCCAACAGAUUUAAACGAUGCUUGUAUUUCUACCGAUUGUGACCAUCAUGAUUUGCCGACAGAUUUAAAUGAUGCCGUUAGCAUGAACGAUGAACCGGACAAUCCAGAGAUUCUAGGAAUGGAGCAAGACGAAGGCAACAUGAAUAUUAUUACCACCACAAAUACUUCUUCUGAACACGAUGCUGGCUCUGACGACUUGGAUGUUUCUUACGUUCCUGAAGAAAACGAUUCUGAUAGUAGUAACUCUGCCAAUGAGGAUGAUUUUAAUAACAAUGAAGAAAGAAAUGAGGCCAAUACCAGCCUGCCUACCACAAGAACUCGAAGGAAGAGAAAAUUGUCCGAAUCAUGGAACUACAAUAUUAAUAAAUAUAAACGUUUAAGAGGUCAGCCUUACCAAGGAAAAAAAGAAAUAACCGGUAAAUGGAAUUACAACAUUAACAAACCAGGCAAGUUCUUAGAAAAUCCGUGCAACUGCUCUCUCAGUAAGAAAAAAUCUGCAAUUCAGUGCCAAAAAAUGACGGAAGAAAAGCGUUUAAAGAUUUUCCAAAAAUUUUGGAAUAAAAUGACUUGGAAUGAAAGAAAAUUGCAGGUACAGGCUCUAGUGCAGUGCGACAAUGUUAAGAGAAGGAGAGGAGAACUUGAAGUGUCUAAAAGAAAGUAUUCUAUGAAAUAUUUUUUACAAGUGGAUUUGGAAAGAAUCAGAGUGUGUAAGCGGAUGUUUGGUAGUACACUAGGUUUAAAAGAAACGCUGAUAUUGUCUUGGCUUAAAGAAUUUAGUCGCGAGCCUGAUGACUAUCUGGGCAGCAAAAAAAGCGAAACAAGAACGGCGAAAUUUGCAGAAAAAAAUACGGCUGUGUAUCAGUUUUUACAAUCUUUACCAAAAAUGGAAAGCCAUUAUUGUAGAUCUUCCUCUAAAAAAUUAUAUCUAGAGCCACUUUGGCGUUCCAAUGCAGCACUGUACAAUUUUUUCAGGCGAGAAUAUUGCGCCGAACGUACUUUAGAGCCUCCAUCCAUAGCAACGUUUAUGAAGAUAUUUGAAGAGCUAAACUUGUCUCUCUAUGUUCCUAAAAAAGAUUUGUGUGACGUGUGUGAGGCCUACAAUACGAAGAACUUAUCUGAAGAUGAUUAUAACCUACACCAAACGUUAAAGCAAGAGGCACGUCAAGAAAAGGAAAAGGACAAAUCUACUAACGAUGUUACAGUAAACGUGUAUGCAAUGGAUUUACAAAGCGUGCUGUUAAGUCCCAAAUCGACAGUCGCUGCAAUGUACUACAAAACCAAACUGGUAGUACACAACUUCACUAUUUAUAACCUAAAAUCCAAGGAAGGAUUUUGCUUUCUGUGGAAUGAGAGCGAAGGGGCCUUGACUGCAAACGAUUUUUCCAGCAUUGUUUCCGAUUUUGUUGAACAGGAAAUAAAAAAGAAUAAAGGUUUACGUGAAAUGAUUUUUUUUAGUGAUGGUUGCACGGGCCAAAACCGCAACUCAACAUUGGCCAACGCGUUUGUAAACUUAGCUGCACAGCACAAAAUUGUCUUGACUCAAAAGUAUUUGUUUAAAGGGCACACUCAGAUGGAGGUGGACUCGAUGCAUGCAACCAUUGAAAGAGAGAUUAGAAAUCGAAAAAUAAAUCUGCCCGCUGAUUAUGCUUACUACUGCCAAAAGGCAAGAUCGAGUCCAUCUCCUUAUAAUGUAAGAUAUCUCACCCAUUCGUUCUUUAAGAAAAUGGAUACUAUAAAAUUUUAUACGUCAAUACGUCCAGGUAGAAUCGUUGGCGACCCCGUUGUCACUGACAUAAAGGCUUUAAGGUACUUACCAAACUAUGAAAUCCAAUUCAAAACGAGACAUACAGAUUCUUGGUGUACAUUAAACCAAAGAUUGAAUAAAAAAACGGCCCCGUGCAAGUUUGAAGAUUUGCCUUUCUUAUACACAGAACGCAGAAAAAUUAAAAAGGAAAAAUAUGAGCACCUCCAAAUUCUGAAAUUAGGACUUCUACAAGACUAUCAUCAAUUUUAUGAUGAACUUCCGCAUGAAUAA